AAUUCACUGAGCCGGUCAUGAGUCUAACUGCAGACGGGGCGCUUCUUGAAUCUACGCAGGCCGAUCUCUCGAAUUAUCAUCGGCCUAGUAGGCGUGCUGUGUCCGGGCCCGAAAGAAUUCCAAGGCCAAAUAACUCAGCGGGUGAGCAAUGCUUUUGGAAAGAGACAAAUAAAUCGGCACGAAGCGCACACCGGCACGUGGACCCAGACGAAAGACCAUUGUCCAUCCUGAAAUGGAAAGCUGAUCGGAUUAUCGACCAAGUUCUUUCCAUGUAUCAAUUUAGCGUACAAUUGGAGAUCGUUGAGGAAGAUCCAGCCAUCGUUGAUAUUAUGGAGAGAGUUCGAGCACGGUUUCAAGAAUUACGGCCAUUUCACCUGUCUGUGGAGGAAGAAUAGUCCAAGAUGCACUCAUGGCCAGUAGCGUCUAUCAUCCCUCCAUUGCAAUGAUACAAUCUUACCUGGUG
Messenger RNA from Aspergillus welwitschiae, 463 nucleotides. RefSeq lists its product as uncharacterized. NCBI's taxonomy places the organism in Eukaryota, Fungi, Ascomycota, Eurotiomycetes, Eurotiales, Aspergillaceae. Bases 18 to 395 code for a protein of 125 amino acids. The transcript has a single exon. The record is from RefSeq and is a predicted model, not a curated record.